GUGUUUCCAAACUUGCUGAUGAAUUUUAUCUGUGUGAGAUGUCUUCUCCAGAAAGAAGAGAGGAAAGGAGGGAAUAGUUAGGGAGGUGGGAAAUGAAUUCUGAGUAAAUAUUUGGUGCUAGGCAGUUUUGUGUAAUUAUUAUCACAGUUUCAGACUCAAACAAUCCUUCCAUGUGACUGUGUUUCUUAUUUGCAAACAGUACAUCUUGAAGUGUGUAAGUGGGUUGUUUGGGGGGCACAUGGCCCAUCAGUUGCAGAGACAGAGUUCAAACCCAGUUUUGCUGCCUCCAGGGUCCAUUCUUACUGCAGACUACCCAACUCUUCCAAAAUCAAAAAGAGACUCCUAAAUAAACCAAAAGUCUCAGGGAGGGAAGAGUGUAAAUUUUGUUGUAAAUAAUGAAGCCAGGCAGGAAGUUCUCAACCUUGCAAAGGGAAGGACGGCAAGUAAGAUUUUGAAACAGGCAAGCCUGGAAAAGCCCUCUGAUCCUUCCUGCAAGUCCCUCUGGAACCAGAACACAGCAUGGCCAAGCGAGUUGCAGUGAUCGGAGCUGGUGUGAGUGGCCUGUCCUCCAUCAAAUGCUGCUUAGAUGAAGACCUGGAGCCCAUCUGCUUUGAAAGAAGUAGUGACAUCGGCGGACUGUGGAAGUUUACUGAAAAUGUUGACGAUGGCCGAGCAAGCAUCUAUCAAUCCGUCGUCACCAACACCAGCAAAGAAAUGUCCUGUUUCAGUGACUUUCCAAUGCCUGACGAUUUUCCAAACUUCCUGCACAAUUCUAAAGUCCUGGAAUAUUUCAGAAUCUUUGCCAAGAAGUUUGAUCUACUAAAGUAUAUUCAGUUCCAGACAACCGUCCUCAGUGUGAAAAAACACCCGGAUUUUGCAACCUCUGGCCAGUGGGUGGUUGUUACUGAGAACAACGGUAAGGAGCAAAGCACUGUCUUUGACGGAGUCAUGAUCUGCAGCGGCCAUCACGUCUUCCCUCAUCUCCCACUGGAGUCAUUUCCAGGUAUCCAGAAGUUCAAAGGCCAGUAUUUCCAUAGCCGCCAAUACAAGCACCCAGAGGGAUUUGAAAAGAAACGCAUUUUGGUGAUUGGAAUAGGAAACUCAGCCUCAGAUAUUGCAGUUGAGUUGUGUAAGAAGGCUGCUCAGGUGUUUAUCAGCACCAGACAUGGUUCCUGGGUCCUGAGUCGUAUCUCUGAAGAUGGCUAUCCCUGGGACUUGACAUUCCUCACCCGCUUUAGAGCCAUGCUCUACAAUAUCGUGCCACGAAUUGUUGUAAAAUGGGCAGUGGAAAAAGUGAGGAGUCAAUGGUUCAACCAUGAAAAUUAUGGCCUUGUCCCUCAAAACAAAUACCUUUCAAAAGAGCCUGUCAUAAAUGAUGACCUUCCAAGUCGUAUACUCUAUGGAGCCAUCAAGGUGAAAUCAAGAGUGAAAGAGCUCACAGAAACAUCUGCCAUCUUUGAAGAUGGAACAGUGGAAGAGAACAUUGACAUCAUUGUCUUUGCAACAGGAUAUACUGUCUCUUUUCCCUUCCUUGAAGAUCUUGUUAAAGUAGAGAAUAAUAUGGUCUCACUGUACAAAUUCAUCUUCCCUCCUCAACUGGAGAAGUCAACUCUUGCAUGCAUCGGUUUAAUCCAGCCCCUAGGUCCCAUUUUCCCAGCUAUUGAACUUCAAGCUCGUUGGGUAACCAGAGUUUUCAAAGGCUUAUGUACCUUGCCCUCAGAGAGAACUAUGAUGGAAGACAUUAUCAAGAGGAAUAAAAAAAGAAUUGACUGGUUUGGAGAGAGCAAAAGCCAGCUACUGCAGACCAGUUACAUCAGCUACGUGGACGAGCUCGCUGUAGAGAUAGGUGUGAAGCCAGACAUCCUUUCUCUCUUGCUAAAAGAUCCUAAACUGGCUGUGAAACUCUAUUUUGGGCCGUGCAACUCCUAUCAGUAUCGUCUGGUUGGGCCUGGGCAGUGGGAUGGAGCCAGGAAUGCCAUCUUCACCCAGAAACAAAGGACGCUGAAGCCUUUAAAGACACGGGCUAUCAAAACCUCAUCUACUUUCCCAGUUUCCUUCCUGUUGAAAAUCCUGGGGCUUCUUGCUGUUGUGGUGGCCUUUUUUUCCCAACUUCAGUGAUUCUAAUCUGUCAGCAUAAUGCUUUAAGUUUUAAUGGCAGUCAGUACCUCUUAAAGAAAAAAAAACUAAAAGAAAAAAUAUUAAAUCUAAAGUCUAAAUUUUAGAGUUGGAAAGAACAGAGAGAGAGAAAGAGUUAGAAGAAUUAGGUAUAAAAUGUAUAAAACCAAAA
This is a messenger RNA of Cervus elaphus (red deer), 2287 nucleotides long. Its product is annotated as dimethylaniline monooxygenase [N-oxide-forming] 2-like. Lineage: Eukaryota; Metazoa; Chordata; Mammalia; Artiodactyla; Cervidae. The record is from RefSeq and is a predicted model, not a curated record. Gene Ontology annotation, molecular function: NADP binding; N,N-dimethylaniline monooxygenase activity; flavin adenine dinucleotide binding. Bases 520 to 2118 code for a protein of 532 amino acids. The transcript is spliced from 9 exons.